Molecule: messenger RNA, 396 nt
Organism: Aethina tumida (small hive beetle)
Lineage: Eukaryota; Metazoa; Arthropoda; Insecta; Coleoptera; Nitidulidae
Product: adult-specific cuticular protein ACP-20-like
Exons: 1
Coding region: 1-396 (131 amino acids)
Cellular component (GO): extracellular matrix
Source: RefSeq, a predicted model, not a curated record
AUGUACGUCCAACUUUCUUUGCUUUUCACCCUGUUAUUUACUACGGUCAAUGCGGGUUACACCGAUUUAAAUCAGCUGCAUUACGGCGGACCACACGUCGGCUUUUUCGAACCAGAUAGCAAAGUUCAGCACCAGUACUCAUUUGGAAACGACCACCACGAACCCAUUAAUUAUAAAUUUAACUAUGCAGUGAAUGAUCAUUUUACAGGAGAUGAAAAGCAGCAUAACGAGGAGAGACAUGGAGAUGUCGUAGAGGGCUCAUAUUCGAUGAGGGAGGCUGAUGGAACCUACAGAAUUGUUCAUUACAAAGCUGACAAGCACAACGGAUUUGAAGCCACUGUUCAUAAAACCGGAGUGCCUAAUAAGUAUUACGUAGGUGGGAUAAAAUAUUUCUAA